CGAAUCACCAGUAACCGAGCUGACCACCUCAUAGCAGCAAUGGCAUCCAAACUUACUCUUCUCUUCGUGGCAGUAGCGCUCGCUUGUCUUGGCGUAGCCAUCGCCGCCCCUCAAAAUGAGAAGCUCAACGCUUACAGCUACGGUUGCAGCAGCAUUUCACUCAAGUACCUUCGCGAUCAAAUCCAAAUCUGCACAAGAAACCUCCCCUCUCAGCGUUUCUUCAACCCUGGCCAGUUGUGCUCCACCGAAGUCAGCGGCGCACUAAGGGGUGGGUCCUCCUGCCCAAUGGACGAGGCUCCGGCCUUGCUGAGCGAGUGUCUUGAAGGCUACUCCCUUGAUGGUGCGUCGUCACACGCUUGUCUUAAGACUGCCAUUGACAACGGGAGCUGCUGCUAAGCACUGUAUUCUACAGUAACUGCGCCGUGUUUAUUAUGUUGUUUUCCAAAAUACCCGAAACAAUAAAUACACCACUUUG
Messenger RNA from Frankliniella occidentalis (western flower thrips), 475 nucleotides. RefSeq lists its product as uncharacterized. The record is from RefSeq and is a predicted model, not a curated record. The transcript is spliced from 3 exons. Lineage: Eukaryota; Metazoa; Arthropoda; Insecta; Thysanoptera; Thripidae. The coding region runs from base 40 to 396 and encodes 118 amino acids.